GCGGCAAUGUAGGCAAGAUUAUGAAGAACGUGGGAAUCCUUCCGGGUGGUGUGCAUUGCAUCUCCAAGGCAACCGAAUCAAGACAACAGAAGCAACAGACAAUUUUUUCCUUCCGUGAGCUUUGCUCAUUCUUUUAUUUGCAGGACAACACGAAAGGAUGUCGGAAAAGCAGAAAAUCUCUAAAGUUGGUGUUUUCUCAAAAGCCACCACAGAUCUCUCAACUCUCUCCACAUUGUCGCGUUUUAGUGAUUUCCAGGAACCUACAACGCAUCUUGUGAGCUCCGAUGAAGUUACUCUCCCAGAAUUUGAGCGUCUCAAAGUUGUUGGAAGAGGAUCUUUUGGUAUUGCUGUGCUCUACCGUAGACGCUCAGAUGCCUCCUUGGUGGUACUUAAGCAGGUGAAAUUGAAUGAACUCAGUACUGAGGAACGUGCAAUGGCCAUGAAUGAAGUUGAGGUCUUUUCGAAGCUUCAUCAUCCCAACAUAAUCAGCUACCUGGGGAACUUCCUUCGUGGUGAUCUCCUUCUCAUUGAGAUGGAAUACGCCGAAGGGGGUACGCUGGCGCAGGUAAUUGCCGCCCGGGCACCCAUGGAUCGUCUCCCAGAGCGUCAAAUACUCACAAUUAUUGAGCAAAUUACCAGCGCUGUUGCCUACUUACACGCCCAAGCGAUCCUCCAUCGAGACCUCAAGACAGCCAAUGUUUUCCUAAGUCGUCGCGGUGUAGCCAAAAUCGGGGACUUUGGAAUCUCCAAAAUUAUGCACUCAAAAGUGGAUACACGAACAAUCCUCGGUACUCCCUACUACUUCAGCCCAGAAAUGUGCGAAGGGCGUGAUUAUGAUGCAAAGAGCGACAUCUGGGCACUGGGAUGCAUCCUCGGGGAGAUGUGUUGCCUCAAGAAAGCCUUCUCGGCAUCCAAUCUGUCGCAGCUUGUUGCAAAAAUCAUGUCAGCUCAGUACCUUCCUCCUCCCGCCGGGUACUCAGCCUGCCUCCGGAAUCUCCUCAAAAUCCUCCUUCAAGUUAAUCCCGUAGAUCGUCCGUGUGCAUCGGAAGUACUUCAGUAUUGGAUUCCACUCGUCUAUAGGAAUCUCGGACCACAGAAGGGUUACACGUAUCCACGGCAGAUGGAAGAAGAGGCUGCAGCAGCUCUGGAACAGCUUACCCUUAAGCAGUACACAGAGGAAUCCACAGCUGCUCUCCCGGAACCCCUUAGUGAACGUUCUGUCCUGUAUCAGUUGCAUUCCUUUGGACCCGGAGUAUCCAUGAGGGCACUACCUUUACCGGCAAAAGCCCGAAUUACACGAGUAGCCACCAAUGGGGCACAUUUUAUUGCUGUAACAGCCGAAGGGAUAGUCUACGCAUGGGGUGAUGACGCAAAAGGGCAAUUAGGACUUGGAGCUGGCAAUGCUAGAGCAGCAGAUGUCACCUGGAAGCACUACCCGAGCAAAGUUGAAAGUCUCAAGGACUACACGGUGAUUGGAGCAAGCUGCGGAGAUCAGUUCACAAUCUUCUGGACCAAUACCGGUCUCGUCCUGAGCUGUGGCGACAACUCCCGCGGUGCCCUUGGUCACGGAGACACCAUUAAUCGCUCCCAUCCAUGCGUAGUGGAACACUUGAGAAACUUCAAAGUAAUCCACGUUGCAUGUGGCUCCAAUCACGUUGCAGCUCUCACCUCAACUGGAACCAUCUUUGUCUGGGGCUACAGCCGUACAGGAGCUCUGGGAUUGGGUAGCAGCACCACCUUUGUGGCUACACCAACACCAAUACCCUCAGUCGGGGAUACGAGAGUCUCAGCAAUUUAUGCCGGAAAUAACUGCACUGUUGCUCUUACAGACUCCGGAGAUGUCUGGGCAACAGGGGCAAACACAAAGAAUCGCCUUGGCUUUGGAAAGGGGGUCAGUAGAUGUGCUAAAUUGCGCAAAAUUACGCAAAUUGUGAAAAAAGUCACGGAUUUAUCUGUUUCUGAGGAACAUUCUGCCUUCAUCCUAGAAGGAGGCUACGUUAUCACACUGGGAGACAAUUUCUACGGACAACGCGGAUUGGGGCACAACAAAUGCGCCCCGGAAGCUGCAAAUCUCGUUACGGGAAUUAAAAGUAAAUUCAUUGUGCGCAUUCGAUGCACUUCCACGGGUUCCGUGGUCUUUUCCGACGAUAAUGUCGUCAGUUUCUGGGGUACACGCUUUGGGGUUCCCACGGAAAACUUUCCGGAAACCUUAACAAAUACCUCUGAUAGCCAUUUGGGCGGUAAUACAGCGGCUUUCACGAAUUUUCUCGUUGCUGUCUACAAAUCUGAAUUAAUUCUCGAUCCCAUUGAUAUUUUAGCCCUGUACUCCUCACCUGAUCAACUGGCACGGGGGCAUUACGUUAAAAUUGGUGACAUCAUCCCUCUUCAGCAUAGCACCCUAAUCCUCGUUCAUACAACAAAUCCCCUCAUUUCCUCACCAUAA
Molecule: messenger RNA, 2443 nt
Organism: Lutzomyia longipalpis
Lineage: Eukaryota; Metazoa; Arthropoda; Insecta; Diptera; Psychodidae
Product: serine/threonine-protein kinase Nek8
Exons: 5
Coding region: 158-2443 (761 amino acids)
Biological process (GO): protein phosphorylation
Molecular function (GO): protein kinase activity; ATP binding
Source: RefSeq, a predicted model, not a curated record